This is a messenger RNA of Diaporthe batatas, 2009 nucleotides long. RefSeq lists its product as uncharacterized. The record is from RefSeq and is a predicted model, not a curated record. The coding region runs from base 147 to 2009 and encodes 620 amino acids. Gene Ontology annotation, molecular function: flavin adenine dinucleotide binding; oxidoreductase activity, acting on CH-OH group of donors. The transcript has 2 exons. Lineage: Eukaryota; Fungi; Ascomycota; Sordariomycetes; Diaporthales; Diaporthaceae.
UUGGAUGCAGCGUAGAACUAGUACUAUAAUAGUGACACCGCGCUGUCACUAAUCCGCAAGAACAAUCGUUCGUCAUCAUCAGCUCAUCAAUCAAGCACUACUAGCAGUCAUUGAACCUCUUUUCCUGUCCACCUCGUGCCCAAAUCAUGGCCGCACAACAGAACGAGUAUGAUUUUGUCAUUGUUGGCGGUGGCAAUGCCGGUCUUGUCGUGGCCGCGCGUUUGACCGAGAACCCCAACGUCUCUGUCCUCGUUCUCGAAGCCGGCGGUAAUGCCUUGCAGGACCCCAGAAUUGCUGUCCCAGCGAUGUGGUCCAGUAUCUUGGGCACGGAUUUCGACUGGGAUUUCCUCACCACGCCACAGGAAAACCUCAAUGGGAGACAGAUUGGCCAGCCACAAGGCCGUCUUCUCGGGGGUUCGAGUGGCCUGAACGCCGAGGUCUUCGUCCCACCAUCUGCAGCUGACUUCGACAAAUGGGAGGCCAUGGGGAAUGAGGGAUGGGGCUGGAAGGAAUUUGGCCCGUUCUUCCGCAAGUUCUUCACCUUGGCGCAGCCAGAGGACAAGCUGCGUGAGCAUCUGGGCAUCACCUGGAUCGACGACAAGGUGACCGGGGCCCGGGGCCCAAUCAAGGCGAGUUUCACAGACUCGCCCGAGAACCCCUUGAGCAAAGCCUGGCUCGAGGCCUUCAAGAGGCUCGGCGGUGACCUCACCGCUGACCCUUUCAGUGGCCGCUCUACAGGAGCCUUCAGUUGCCCGGCGAGCGUCGAUCCCGAGACGAAGACGCGCAGCUACUCGGCUAGUGGUUACUACGCACCGGCGGCUCAGCGCCCUAACCUUGAAGUCGUGACCGGAGCCAACGUCAACAAGAUAAUUCUGAAGAGCUCUGGAGACGGCCCGUCUGUCGCAGCGCGUGCCGUUGCCUUCACGGGGACUGAUGGCGCCGAGCAUCAAGUCAGCGCGCGACGCGAUGUGAUUCUCGCCGCGGGAGCGUUCCAGACACCAAAGCUGUUGGAACUGUCUGGAAUCGGCAACAAGAGUCUCCUUGAGAAGCUUGGGAUUGACUGCAAGGUGGACAACCCUGGCGUGGGAGAGAACCUGCAAGACCACAUGAUGACAGGUGUGAGCUUCGAAGUAGCCGACGGAAUUAUGACCGGGGAUUGUCUUAUCCGCCAGGAGCCAGGGAUCGCCGAGGCAUUCAUGAAGAUGUACCAGGAGCACAAGGCCGGGCCACUGGCGGGUGCCGCCCUGACGAGCUACGCAUUCAUGCCUCUGCUGGGAGACACGAUCGACAAGCUCGAGGCAGGUGCUCGGGAGAGUCUCAAGGAGGCUGUCAGGGGCCUACAGACCGACGGAGAUCUGAAGUCUGCCAGCCAGCGGGCCACCGCAGAGUAUGUGACCGAGCUACUGGAAAGUGGCUCGGAGGCCACAGGCGCGUUCUUUGCGCUGCCUGUCCAGGUGAAUCUUCACAACGGUCCCCGCCAAAUCGGCAUGACUACCAACCCGGUUGAUGGAAACUACAUGAGCAUCGGCGCAGCCAUCAUCCAUCCCCUGUCGCGCGGCAGCAGCCAUAUCGCCUCAGCCGAUGUGGCCACACCACCAACGAUCGACCCCCGGUACAUGAGCCACCCGUUCGACAUCGAGGUCUACGCGCGCCACCUGAUGGCCGUCGAAGCUCUCGCACAGACCGAGCCCCUGGCCUCGGUCCUGAAGCCCAACGGCCGGCGGGCCCAGCCCGGGCCGAAUGGGGCCAAGGUGGACACGGUCGAGCGGGCAAAGGAGUACAUUAGGGCCACCGCAAUCAGCAACAACCACCCCGUGGGGACGUGCUGCAUGGCCCCUCGGGACAAGGGCGGCGUGGUUGACUCCCAGUUGAAGGUGUAUGGUGUCGAGGGGCUUCGCGUCGUCGACUCGAGCAUCAUGCCUCUCAUCACCUCGGCAAACACGCAGACGACGGUUUAUGCUGUCGCCGAGAAGGCGGCGGAUAUAAUCAAGCGGAGUUAUGGUAUAUGA